Caenorhabditis remanei is the source of this 417-nucleotide messenger RNA. RefSeq lists its product as uncharacterized. The record is from RefSeq and is a predicted model, not a curated record. The transcript is spliced from 2 exons. Bases 1 to 417 code for a protein of 138 amino acids. Lineage: Eukaryota; Metazoa; Nematoda; Chromadorea; Rhabditida; Rhabditidae.
AUGCUAGUAAAUGACGAAUCUGAUGCAAAUAGUGAUUUCACUCUGCGGAAUGAUCAGAACACCGGCAAUGACGAUGCCUCGCCUCCCAGUACAAAUCCUCCGUAUUUCUUGAAAGAAUCGGAAGAGAGAAUCGGAGUGAAAAGUGUUCUGCAAAUUCUCAGUGAAUUCAGUAGAUCUAUCGAACUUCCCGAAGGACCAAACUUAGCUUCCAUGGAAGAAGUUUUGAUUGAAGUGGAGAAUACAUAUCGAACUAAGAAAGACAAAAAGAUUCUCACUUCCACAAUUCUCAUGUUGUUGUAUGUGGAGCUAUUCAAAAAUGUAAACUCAGCCACCGCGAUGCCAUCAACAACCGAUGAAUUUCUGAAUCUCGAGAAGUACCUCAAAGGAUUUCUCGAUUCUCUUCGUUACAUCCAGUAG